Messenger RNA from Herpailurus yagouaroundi (jaguarundi), 1205 nucleotides. RefSeq names its product Cbp/p300 interacting transactivator with Glu/Asp rich carboxy-terminal domain 4 (gene CITED4). The transcript has 2 exons. The record is from RefSeq and is a predicted model, not a curated record. Gene Ontology annotation, molecular function: transcription coactivator activity. Bases 284 to 670 code for a protein of 128 amino acids. Lineage: Eukaryota; Metazoa; Chordata; Mammalia; Carnivora; Felidae. Gene Ontology annotation, biological process: regulation of DNA-templated transcription. Gene Ontology annotation, cellular component: nucleus.
CUGACUCUGGGGGCGCGGCGCGGAGGUCUCAGAGCCCGAACCUGCGGGUGUGCGGUGUUCUAGCUGCCGAGAGCUGAGACCACGGGGCGCGCGGGACCUCUGAGUUCGGUGCGCCCUGGGCUGGACAGUAGCACGGGUCGAGUGCCGUUUUCCUUGGCCUGUCUGGGCUGCGGUGAGGGCACGGGACGCGGAUCCCUCGCCGCGGAGGAAGAGCUGGCCGGGACCGAGGGACGCCCGCGCUGACCAUCCGCCCCCCGCCCCUGCAGGCAUCCGGCCCGUCGUCAUGGCCGACCACCUGAUGCUCGCCGAGGGCUACCGCCUGGUGCAGAGGCCGCCGCCCGGCGCGCCCUCCCACGGCCCCCACGCGCUCCGGACGCUGCAGCCGUACGCGGGCCCGGGCCUGGACAGCGGCUUGCGGCCGCGGGGGACUCCGCUGGGCCCGCCGCCGCCGCCCCCACCCGGGGCCCUGGCGUACGGGCCCUUCGGGCCGCCGCCUGCCCUGGGCUGCAUGGACGCCGAACUCAUCGACGAGGAGGCGCUGACGUCGCUGGAGCUGGAGCUCGGGCUGCACCGCGUGCGCGAGCUGCCCGAGCUCUUCCUGGGCCAGAGCGAGUUCGACUGCUUCUCGGACUUGGGGUCGGCGCCACCCGCCGGCUCGGUGAGCUGCUGAAUGCGGUCGGGCGCCUGCCUGGCGCGCCCGAGAGGAGAAGGGGAUCUGACUGCCCGCCGGAGUCCGCACCCUGCGCCUGGGCCCCGCGCGCACCCUCCGUGAGGGUGGAGGCAGCGGGUUAGCGCACAGAGCCUGACGCCGGGCUGGGACGCCUGGCCUCACUCCAGGCCCUGCCUCCUGCAGGAUGACAGUUUAGCUCCCCCUCUCUGUCCCGGAGCCUCGGCGGUAAAGUGAAGGGGACCGGACCCCCUUUCGGACUCCCGGUUCUUGGAUUCUCUGUCCUCUCGGAUUCUCCUCUACCCCACCCCCCAAUCUGAGCCAUUCCAGGCUGCUUGCCUGAUGCCCCUUCUCUCCUUGUGCAACCUACUGCGGUCACUGGGUCCCUGGAGCCGCCAAUCCACCGGGCCUCCACCCUGCUGCCUGGGCCCCCGCCUUGGGGAGGAGAAGAUUGUACAGCCCUGAUCCCUGCACAGUGGGGCAAUGCCCCCCCCCCCCGGCCUCCAAAACCAAAAUAAAACUGGGUCACUUUACAGUC